AUGGAGGGAGCUGCUAUGAGAAUAGCCCUCUUAGGGCUGCUGCUGGCUUUGGCCACCUCACUACCAAGCAAGGACGACUGGGACAUCUACAGCUUCCACAUCAACUCUACAGUGAGCAGUCGUUAUGCCACCACUGUCAUCACCAGCCGUGUGGCCAAUCGUAUGGAUGAGUCAAAGGAAAUUGAGUUCCACGUUCGUAUUCCAAAGAACGCUUUCAUCAGUAAAUUCAGAAUGUUUAUGGAUGGGGAAGUGUACGAUGGUGUUGUGAAAGCUAAGGAGCAGGCUCAGCAGCAGUACACUGAGGCUGUGUCCCGAGGCCAAAGUGCAGGGAUUGUCAGUUCUGUUGGGAGGACCCUAGAGGAGUUUAAGACCUCUGUGAAUGUGGCUGCUCACAAAAAGGUGACCUUUGAACUCACGUAUGAGGAGCUGCUGAAACGUAAGCUCGGUAAAUAUGAGCUCCAAAUCCAUGCUCGGCCCAUGCAGCCUGUUAAAGAUUUCAAGGUUGAUGUGUACAUCCAUGAGGAAGCCGGCAUUAAUUUCUUGGAAGUUAAAGGAGGACUGAGCACCAGAGCUCUGGGAAAUGCAAUCACCAAAACACUUGCAGACAAACAGGCGUGGGUUUAUUUCUACCCAACAGAAGAUCAACAAAAAACAUGUGACAGCUGUGGAGAGCAGGGUAUGAAUGGAGAUCUGGUGAUUGUUUAUGAUGUCAACAGGGACACCACAUUAGGAGAUAUCACGGCAUCUGCUGGGUAUUUUCUCCAUCAUUUUGCUCCAUCAAGUCUGCCCCGCAUUCCAAAAAAUGUUGUCUUUGUUAUUGAUCAAAGUGGAUCCAUGCAUGGUACAAAAAUACAUCAGACCCGAAUAGCUUUAAUCCAUAUACUGAAAGACCUGGCAGAGGAUGAUUUUUUUGGUCUCAUCACUUUUGAUGGUAGCAUUUUUCACUGGAAACGAGAACUUGUUCAAGCAAACCAGCAAAAUGUGGAGAGUGCCAAGGAAUUUGCACGGAAUAUUCGUGACAGAGGAGCCACAGACAUUAAUACAGCAGUACUGGAAGGUGUACGAAUGCUGAAUGCACAUCCAAGAGAAGGUUCAGCAUCUAUCCUUAUACUCCUCACUGAUGGAGACCCAACAUCCGGAGAGACAAACCUUGAAAGAAUACAAUCAAAUGUAAAAAAGGCCAUCGCAAGUAAAUUCCCCCUCUACUGUCUUGGAUUUGGUUUUGAUGUCAAUUUUGAGUUCCUUGAGAGCAUGUCACUGCAGAACGAUGGUGUGGCACGGCGGAUUUAUGAAGACUCUGAUGCUGAUUUGCAAUUGAAGGGUUUCUAUGAAGAGGUGGCCACUCCACUGUUGACUGAUGUGACGAUGAUCUAUAUUGGUGGGACUAAUCUAACCCAGACUAACUUCAGUCAGUAUUAUAAUGGCUCUGAGAUUGUGGUAGCCGGUCAGAUCACUGACAACAACAUUGAAACCUUCACUCCACAAGUUCUGGCCAUCUCUAGAAAUACAAGAAUGACAUUUACAAACACCGACGUCACAGUGGAAUUAACUGGGACAACAUCCGACAACCGCAUCCAGAGGGUCUGGGCCUACCUCACAGUCAAACAACUUCUGGAGAAAGAGCUGCAAUUAUCUGGACCUGAAAAAGAGACGGUGAAGAAAGAAGCCAUGGAGUUAUCACUCAAUUACAGCUUUGUGACUCCACUUACAUCCAUGGUGGUCACCAAGCCUCCAGGUGAAAGAACAGAUGUACUUCAUAAACCCAAGGAAGGAGAAAGACCUGAUCUGCAAAGCUAUCAUUUCACAACAGCCAACCGAGGUAGAAAAAAAGCGUCUUCUCAGAAAAAACUUCGUGGGUCAGAUCCGUAUCUUGAUGUGUUCCACGACCCUUCCACUGUGAAACUAUAUUCACCUACUGCAACAACACCUCCUGUUUCCUCUGUUCAUAGGUUUUUGAUUAAAGCUGAUAAUCUGUCCCUUCCACUAUGCUUUGACGUCUCAAACAGUAUCCGUCUUAAACUACUCCACCAUCCCAACAAGGAGCUUUCUGUGAAUGGUGAGCUUGAUUCAGCACCAAAUGGAGGCUUUCAAAGGAUCGUCAUCCACUUCCAAACUAACCUGACUAUUGAGGUCGACACCAGUGGAUUCACUGUUAGAGAGGGACAGAUAUCCACACACUACACAGGACAGGAUAACACCGCUGCUGGAAGAGUGACUGUGAUCAAACGGGACAAGGAGACAGAUAUUACUGUUGGAGAGACUCGUCUGGUCAUCUUACUUCAUGAAACAGCUGGAAAACAAUUCCUCUGGCCGGUUUUAAGACAGGCGCCAUCGGACAACAACACGGAGGGAAUUUUAGUUUUAAAGCCAGAAGCUCGUGAGGAAGUGCAACAGUCUGUAACAAAAGUAAAGAUCAACGACCAGGAGAUUAAUGUUACCAGAUCCCAUGCUGCUGAUUACAGUGUGGCAUCCCCCCCAUCACUGAACUGUUGGCUCACGUCUGCUGAGUCAGUUCUGCAGAGACCCCUGGACCAUUUCACUGUCACAGCCCUGUAACUGGGAGCUAUACUGGCACACCUUAAAUGACACCAUCUUAACAAAAAAUAGGCAAACACUGAAACAUCA
Sphaeramia orbicularis (orbiculate cardinalfish) is the source of this 2625-nucleotide messenger RNA. RefSeq names its product inter-alpha-trypsin inhibitor heavy chain H3-like. The record is from RefSeq and is a predicted model, not a curated record. The transcript has 19 exons. NCBI's taxonomy places the organism in Eukaryota, Metazoa, Chordata, Actinopteri, Kurtiformes, Apogonidae. Bases 1 to 2556 code for a protein of 851 amino acids.